AUGUCUCUUUCUAAUAAAUUAUCUGUCAAGGAUUUGGAUGUUGCCGGUAAAAGGGUUUUCAUCAGAGUUGACUUCAAUGUUCCAUUAGAUGGAAGCACCAUUACUAACAAUCAACGUAUUGUUGCUGCUUUACCAACCAUUAAGUAUGUUUUGGAAAAGAAGCCAAAGGCCGUGGUAUUGGCCUCGCAUUUGGGUAGACCAAAUGGGGAACGUGUUGGUAAAUACUCGUUAGCCCCAGUUGCCAGUGAAUUGGAAAAAUUAUUGGGUCAAAAAGUUAACUUUUUGAACGAUUGUGUUGGUGGUGAAGUUGAGGCUGCCGUCAAUGGUGGAUCUAACGGGGAAGUUUUCUUAUUAGAAAACUUGCGUUUCCAUAUUGAAGAAGAAGGAUCCCGUAAAGUUGAUGGUGAAAAAGUUAAGGCUUCUAAAGAAGAUGUUGAAAAAUUCAGAAGCCAAUUGACUGCCUUGGCCGACGUUUACGUUAACGAUGCUUUUGGUACUGCUCACAGAGCUCAUUCAUCAAUGGUUGGAUUCAAUUUACCUCAAAGAGCCGCUGGGUUCUUGAUGGCCAAGGAAUUGGAAUACUUUGCCAAAGCUUUGGAAAACCCAACCAGACCAUUUUUGGCCAUCUUGGGUGGGGCUAAAGUUAGUGAUAAGAUCCAAUUAAUUGAUAACUUAUUAGAUAAAGUCAACUUAUUGAUUGUUGGUGGUGGUAUGGCCUUCACUUUCAAAAAAAUCUUGGAUAAUAUGCCAAUUGGUGACUCUCUUUUCGAUGAAGCCGGUUCUAAGAAUGUUGAACAUUUAGUGGCCAAGGCUAAAAAGAAUGGGGUUAAAAUUGUUUUACCAAUUGAUUUUGUCACUGCUGAUAAAUUUGAUAAAGAUGCUAAUACUUCUACUGCCACUCAAGAAGAAGGUAUUCCAGAUAAAUGGAUGGGUCUUGAUGCCGGUCCAAAAUCAAGAGAAUUAUUUACUCAAACCGUUGCUGAAGCUAAAACCAUUGUUUGGAAUGGUCCUCCAGGGGUUUUCGAAUUUGAAAAAUUCGCCGCUGGUACUAAAGCCUUAUUAGACGCUACCGUUAAAUCUGCCGAAGCUGGUAACACCGUCAUUAUUGGUGGGGGUGAUACUGCUACCGUUGCUAAAAAAUUCGGGGUUGUUGAAAAAUUAUCUCAUGUUUCUACUGGUGGUGGUGCUUCUUUGGAAUUAUUGGAAGGUAAAGAAUUACCUGGUGUUGUUGCCAUUUCUGAUAAACAAUAA
This is a messenger RNA of Hyphopichia burtonii NRRL Y-1933, 1251 nucleotides long. RefSeq names its product phosphoglycerate kinase (gene PGK1). The transcript has a single exon. NCBI's taxonomy places the organism in Eukaryota, Fungi, Ascomycota, Pichiomycetes, Serinales, Debaryomycetaceae. Gene Ontology annotation, molecular function: phosphoglycerate kinase activity; ATP binding; ADP binding. The record is from RefSeq and is a predicted model, not a curated record. The coding region runs from base 1 to 1251 and encodes 416 amino acids. Gene Ontology annotation, biological process: gluconeogenesis; glycolytic process. Gene Ontology annotation, cellular component: cytosol.